This is a messenger RNA of Yamadazyma jaroonii, 1281 nucleotides long. The record is from the annotation of a GenBank genome assembly. Lineage: Eukaryota; Fungi; Ascomycota; Pichiomycetes; Serinales; Debaryomycetaceae.
AUGAGACCCAAAUUAAAGUAUCAGCCAUUGAAGCUUCAACUUCGAAGUAUAUCAUCAUCCGUCACCUUCACCCCAUUAGAUCCAUCCAAAGGGCAGGUCCCCAGCAAGAUAGGGAAAUUGAAAGUACCAUUGUUGAAAUCACCUUCACAUUUUGGACAUUUCAGUUCCAGAGUUAACCGAAUGUACAACGAGGAUAAAUAUAGUGCCAAUGUUCUUGAUAUCAAUGGCAGGACCGUUUUCAACUUCAAUAUUUUUGAUGGUCAUGGAGGGGAUGAAUGUUCGAAGUAUUUAAGUGCUCAUUUAAGUGAAGAUAUUGAAAGUGCUGAAUUAGAUGAUGAACGUAGAGAUGAAUUAGUUAAGAAAUACGUUGAUAAUAUAGGAGGAUAUUGGAAGAGAUGGUACAGGCAUAGGAAAGAUAACUUCGUACGAAUGGUGAAUUCCAAUAAUGCUUUGAAUCUUCGAUCAGUUGAAUGUGAAGAUGAUUUCGGUAUUAGAUUACCGAUGAGCUUCUUAACUUGUGAUUAUAAGUUCUUUGAAACCGGUGAAAAAUCAGGGUCAACAUGCACGUCUGUGUUAUUGGAUACGAUUUAUUCUGAUCCCAACAAGAAGUUCAAACCUGUUUAUGAAGAUUAUUAUUUCAAUCGUAGAACGAUUUCCAAAUUAACUAUUGGACAUGUUGGAGAUACCAAAGCUAUUCUUGUGGACAAGAAUGGAGAAGCACAUUCAUUAACUACUGACCACCAUCCUUCUAAUCCUAUAGAAGCUUCACGGUUAAGAAAAUAUGCUGCCAAUUUUUUCAUGACAGAUUCUUUUGGUGAAGAGAGAUUCAUUUCCUUAGCCAAUACUCGGGCUUUUGGUGAUGUCAACUUUAAGAAUAUGGGAGUAACAGCUGAACCAGAUAUUUCCCAACUCAUAAUUGGUGAUACCGAGACUCUUCACAAGAAAUUGACCCCACAAGAGAUAAGUGAUUAUACCAUUGGAGGUAAUGGAGGAGACGAAAGUUUCUUGAUUUUAUGUAGUGAUGGAGUUACCAAUGAAAUAACUGACCAAGAAGUUGCCGAUAUAGUCAUGAAUACCUUUAAUAUGAGAGGUCAAAAUGUUACUCCUCAACUAUGUAGUGAAGAAGUUAUAAAAUUCAUUGAAUAUAUUGGAGGUGAUGAUAAUGCUACCUGUUUAGUGAUUCGAUUAAACGGGUGGGGGAAGUGGAACGUUAAAGAUAGAACUGGAGAAUUAAGACAACAAAGAAUGGAAGACUCUUUCAGAAGAGGUGAUGAUAGAUAG